AUGAAUCAAUUGUAUCUUCAUAAAAACUGUGACAGAAAUUUUAAUCAUCAAACACUCAAGAAGGGAGAGAAAAAUGGCCUAAAAUUCGUUAAUAAAUUGAGUAUCUAUGUGUAUCUCUCUCUCUAUAUCUUUUCCCGCUCUCCGUCUUUCUCUCCCUCUGUCUUUUUUCUGUCUUUCUCUCUCUGUCUCUUUUUCUCUCUUUCGCUCUCUCUCUAUCUUUUUCUCUCUUUUUCUCUCUCUUUUUGCUUUUUUCUCUCUGUCUUUUUUCUUUCUUUCUCUCUUUCUGUCGCUCUCGCUCUCUCUCUCCAUCUUUUCUCCUUUUCUCUCUCUCUAUGUUUUUCUUUCUUUCUUUCUUUCUUUCUUUCUUUCUUUCUUUCUUUCUUUCUUUGUCUUUUUCUGUCUUUCGCUCACUCUCUCUCUCUAUCUUUUUCUCUCUUUGUCUCUCUCUCUCUUUGCUUUUUUCUCUGUGUCUUUUUUGUCUCUCUCUCUCUCUCUCUCUCUCUGUCUGUCUUUUUUCUGUCUUUCUUUCUCUUUUUUCUGUAUUUCUCUCUUUCUGUCGUUCUCUCUCUCUCCAUCUUUUUCUCCCUCUCUCUCUCUCUCUGUGUCUUUUUUCUGUCUUUCUCUCUCUCUCUCUCUAUGUUUUUCUUUCUUUCUUUCUUUCUUUCUUUCUUUCUUUCUUUCUUUCUUUCUUUGUCUUUUUCUGUCUUUUCUCUUUCACUCUCUCUCUCUCUCUCUCUCUCUCUUUCUCUCAGUUUUUCUCUCCUUUCUUUUUUCUUUUCAUAUUCUUUCUUUUUUGCGACAUUUUUUUCUUUAUACAUUUGUGGCAUCAAGAAACAACAGCUGUUAAUACACCUUUCUUCCUUCUUUAAUCAAUUUUUCAUUGAGAAAUGCCUACUUACCUUGCUUGGAGUUAACUUAUCUAUCUAUCUAUCUAUCUAUCUAUCUAUCUAUGGAAUAAGACAUGCAGAAUGA
Molecule: messenger RNA, 972 nt
Organism: Acanthosepion pharaonis
Lineage: Eukaryota; Metazoa; Mollusca; Cephalopoda; Sepiida; Sepiidae
Source: the annotation of a GenBank genome assembly